ACCACCCGUCACUUGACCAGUCAAGGGCUUCCUCCUCGACUGCUCUUUUACUUUGAGAUGGCGACAAAAAAUUUCUCAAUAUUAUUUACUAUCCUCUUUGCGCUUUAUUUGUUCCUUAUCUUCCAUAGUGCCAAGGGGAUAUUUGACAAUAAAGACAAUGUCCGGAAAGUCGGACAGACCCUUGAGGAGUCCGUGAUAGAUCUGGUUGACGAAAGUGCUUUGGCAGCAGAUAAAAGAUCGAACUUUAAAAUUCAACAAAGCCUCGGCAAGCUGCCACCGCACAAAAAGCAAUCUAACGGGAACAAUAUCGUAGAGGUAUUUCAAGAUAACGCAGGCACUACGAGAAGUAGCGUUGAAGGUGGAUUUGAAAGUGAACUCAAAGGCACCGAGCGAGAGAGAAAGAUUAGAGCUAUUACAGACUACGGCGUUGAGAAUCACGGGAAUUUACGCAGAGAAAUUUGGACAAAGAGAAGUUUAGGCUCGGUUGCUAAAGGCCUGGGAGCUCCGCUGAAGGGACGGUUCAUGACGGUUAAAAAAGGAAAGAGAAAAGAUUUGAUUCAGGUCUCGGUGGUAAAUGAGAACACGGGUCAGGCGUUGCCUGUUUCUAUGGGAACUAAAAAGAUUGACAGCAAUGAGUGGAUCCCAGUGAACAAUGAAGCUACGCAUGCGCACUCGUCAACCAAUGAUGCGAAGGACGAAAAGCAUAAUGAGAGAGAUUCAAGUGACAAAACGUUACAUACAUCCGGGUAUCUUCCGAUACAACAACCCCUUUUUGCAUCCAAAAAUGCCGCAGACAAAAAGUCAAUUAGCAAAAGCAAAAUUAAAGGGAGCUUGAAGAAUUCCCUGCACAAGACAGAGCCCGAAGAGGAGUACUACCUGGCUCUCUUGCCAGGGAGUCUCAAAUCCUUCAUGGCCACAUCCGAAGAUACAAGCCACAGACAACGAAACAGUGCUUUACAGAAGGCGUGGAGGAAUGUAGUGAAGAGAGUUUUCGAAAGUACGAAAGCGGUACCAAGUCGUGUCCUCAUGCGACUGCGACAUCAAAAAGUGGAUCCAAGUCAAGAAGAGCUCGUGGCAAAGUCUGUGACGAAGCCAGGGACGGCAAGGAUGCCUAGUACAGCCAGACAGAGGAACCAACAGACGCAGAGCAGGGCGACAGCUGGUGGAAUCAAGAUGGACACCCCUAAAGAAAAUACACCGGCCGUGAUGGAACAGCCAUCGAAAACUUUGGCGCGCGAAAAGGUCAACACGCAAAAGGAAAAGCAACAAAACCAUGUCUUUUUGGAAGCCCAGAAUGCUGAUUGGGCUGCAAAACACGAGAAUCUGAGUCCGUUAGGAUCAAAGCAGGAACAAUUCGCCCAAAGUGAUGCAUUCAAAACAGGUCCAGCAGAAUUCAGGUACUCCGGGACGACUGACAAACCGAGCAAGACCCAAAACUCUGAUAACUCAAAUGAUACGAAACCAGCACACGACAAUGGCGGAAAGCCUAGUACCCAGGCGACUAAGAAUCAACACGACAGCCAUCCCGAUAGUCUCACGGCAAUAGAACACCCUGUUGUAAUCAAGCAAGGGCUCAAAAACUCUAAGAACUCAAAUGGUGCAAAACCGGCACGCGCCCAGGCGACUGCGAAUCAACAAGACAGCCAUCCCGAUGGUCUUGCUAUGGAAGUUAACCCCGUGGAGACCAAGCAAGGACUUCAAGCCAACAUUAAGAUCCCAGGAGCUACCAAAAUAGAGCAACAGCCGCCACAAAUUACAGACGAAAGUUACUCAGAUUCAGUCGAUGACUAUCUGCCGGUAGCCCCGAUGAAGGUGAUGCGCUUUGACAUGAGCGAGUGGAGUCCUUGGUCGACGUGUUCCAGCACAUGUGGGAGACAAGCGUUAACUAUACGUACGCGACAGUGCCUAGACACAGACACGGGUAAGGAGAUAGGCCUGUCUGCGCAUGUGCCGUGCACAGGAAGCCUCGUUGAGUGGCGGGCGUGUAAAGGACUGAAGCCGUGCAAAGAUUCCCCGAACUCUGUUUACGUACACCCAAAUCCCCUACCUCUUUGGAAAGGUAAGCCGGUUGCUAUGGAAACUAUGAAGGCACCGGAAGUCAAUCCCUGGAGUGAGUGGUCGAGUUGUUCCGCUCCCUGUGGUUCCGAGCGCCUCAAGGUUAGAGAGAGGAAAUGCGCGGGAAAACGACUGGCGAAUGGAGUCUGUGUUAAGCCAACCAUGCAGUGGGCCUGGUGCGAGCCCAAGCAAUGUACAGGAUCUCAACCGACCGAGACAACAAUGACAGACCCUGGGGCAGCAUAUCUACUCGGGCAGGAAAACAUCCAGCAAUCAGAUGAGUUUAGAUCAAACAACACGAGCGACUUCAAUAUAGAGGCGCCUGAUGGGGACCAGGGGGGCGGACAAUACAGCAAAGAGCAGCAGAAGGCAGGUCAAGACAACACAGUUGACAUGACGCAGCAACAUGAUCGUAUGGGGGAUCCAGACGCAAUUUCUUCACAGCCAACCGAAGACACCGUCAAACCAAUGGCUGACAAAAACAGACCCACACAGACGCCAAAAUAUCGGACUACGAUAAAAGUAAUUUUCCCGGAUAAACAGAGAAAAAAGAUGAAAGCAAACAUUCAGGACAAGACAAGGCAAUCAACCGAAUCCCAAACCAACGAGUACGCCCCGAUAGCAGACGAGAACUCACCGAGAGCAGAAUACCUCCCAAUUGAAUUACCAUCAGUGGGUCACGUGGCAUCAGUAGGAAUGUCACGUGUGUCAGAUGAUGGGAAUCCAUGCAAGGUCUCUGAUUGGUCCAAAUGGUCGGUGUGUUCUCAAAGCUGUGGUGCCCAGGCCACGCAAACGCGCAGUCGGAAGUGUACGUGUGUUCGUGGGAACCAGUGCCCGCAGGGGUUAGUGGAGACAAGAAACUGCAAUUUGGGGGCGUGUCCAGCCGGAAUCGAGAACUCGACAAAUAACGAGGAAUCUGCGGGUCAUUUCGAGGACUCUUCGGGUAAUUCCGAGGGAUCUGCGGGUAUCGAGGUGUACGGUCCAUGGACCGGUUUCACCAAGUGCACUAAAACUUGCGGUGGGGGAUGGAGAAAGCGCACACGUCGCUGUCACACCACUGAGCCUGGCAAGAAGUGUGAUCAAGACCUUUUGAUUGGUAUCCAAGUGUGCAAUACACAACCAUGCCCAAAACAGAGAGUGAUAAGACCGUCCCACCCACCGGGAAUGUUUGGAGACAUGAAUCCGGAGCCAGUGUGCGGGUUUAACCCUUGCGAGGAGUUUGGUUGCUUCAAUAGGAACGACGCAAAGUGUGUAACCGACACGAACUGCAACCCAGUGUUCUUAGACGAGUAUGGCUCACGUAUCAAACAAUGCAAGGGCUGGCGGGGGUUCUACCUAAAGAAGCCCGAGACAAUGUGCGGGAUGGAUCCGUGUCAGGAGUCCGCGUGUCUGGACGACUUCGGGCGGUGCAAGGUGGACCUAGACUGUAGACCAGUGGUCCUGGGCGCGGAGAAUCGCGUGCUCUCAUGCAACGACAUCCAGCAGCAACGCCAGCAGCAGCAGGCCUUGACAGGAGGCGCGGGCGACGGCUUGAGGUCCGCAGAGGAAGGGAUGCAGUACACAGGAGAUGAGAUCAAUGAAGAGGAGCAAGGACAGCAGAUCAAUUUCGCGGGACAUGGUAUCAAAUCCGCGGGACAGGGUAUCAAAACCUCAGAACAGCGUAUCAAUUUCGCGGGACAGGGUAUGAAACUUCCGGGACACGAGAUAAAUUCCGAGGAUCAAGAUGUUAAGUCAGCAGAAAUGGCAGUUGAGCCUGCGGAACAGGGUCAGCAGAUUGAGCUGAUGGGACUGGGCACUACUGGUCACGGGCUUAUCACGCCAUCGGGACUCAAACUCGCUCCUUCUGGAGAUUAUUAUGAGUCCGCACGUUAUACUGGUCAGCUACCGGAAACUGCUGGACAGGAAAUAGGGCAAACAAACCUGGAGCCGAUGACCGCUGGACAAUACGAGCCCGUGAGCUAUACACGGCAAGUUAUGGCAACCUCUGGACAGGGGAAUGCAGGCUCCAAUUUCUUUACGAUAGUGAGAAAAAAGUCUAAAAUAGGCGAUUAGAUUCGGGAUUAUAUUGUAUUUGUAACAAAUUUCUUUAGAGAUAUUUUCUUAAUUAAUAAUAUACAUGGACAAAUUUAUCGAUUCUGAUUGUAUGAGAGCAGUGCAGUUCAAAUGUAAUUCAGUGCAAAAAUUUGUAACACAGGGUAAUUACAGUGCAAUUACAUUAAAUCCACGAAAA
This is a messenger RNA of Nematostella vectensis (starlet sea anemone), 4285 nucleotides long. RefSeq lists its product as uncharacterized. Lineage: Eukaryota; Metazoa; Cnidaria; Anthozoa; Actiniaria; Edwardsiidae. The transcript has 7 exons. The record is from RefSeq and is a predicted model, not a curated record. Bases 58 to 4107 code for a protein of 1349 amino acids.